Messenger RNA from Ophidiomyces ophidiicola, 1395 nucleotides. RefSeq names its product peroxisome assembly protein (Peroxin-2) (gene PEX2). Gene Ontology annotation, molecular function: zinc ion binding. NCBI's taxonomy places the organism in Eukaryota, Fungi, Ascomycota, Eurotiomycetes, Onygenales, Onygenaceae. The coding region runs from base 1 to 1395 and encodes 464 amino acids. The transcript has 3 exons. The record is from RefSeq and is a predicted model, not a curated record. Gene Ontology annotation, biological process: protein import into peroxisome matrix. Gene Ontology annotation, cellular component: peroxisomal membrane.
AUGACUUCUGCAAAUUUUGCUGCCGCCCAAGCUCGCGUACUAGAACGCCACCAACAACGCGAAACCGAAGCCCAGAAUAACCGACUUCGUCCGUCCUCUCGAUUACCUCCAGCUCUCCGCGACCUUCCUUAUCCGUUAGGCCGGCUUUCAGGCAGUAGUUUAGCGCUAUGGGAUACUGUUAAGGGGAGGGAGGGAACGCGACCGGCAUUCAGAGUUGGACAGGUUGACUCCGAGCUAUUGGACGAAGAACUUCUGGGAUUAUUGAAAGGCCAGGUUGGAGAAGGAUUGAAAUACCUCGGGCGACAUAUUCGGGAAGAUUGGUCGCAUGAAAUCGAGCUUUCCCUUCGUGCAAUACUAUUUAAGCUAUCGAUAUGGGAUCACGAUGCUUCGUAUGGCGCAGCAUUGCAAAAUUUGAAAUACACCGAUAGCCGGAGCAAAGGCCCAGUAUAUAAGGCGCCAACAAAAUGGCAAAAAGUAUUAUACGGCCUAUUGACGGUUGGAGGGCGAUAUGCAUGGGAUAAAUGGGAUUCUUGGAUAAUUGACCAAGAGGGAGGAUAUGAAGAGGCCUCGCCAAAUCUUAAAGCUCUUGCAAAGCUAACAAAUCACGCUUCGAACGUGCAUUCAAUGGCGUCCUUUGCAUCAUUCCUAGUCUUCCUUGUGAAUGGCCGAUACAGAACACUUGUAGACCGUCUCCUACGAAUGCGAUUAACUCCGCCAUCGACGCAGGUUAGCCGCGAAGUAUCGUUUGAGUACCUUAAUCGACAACUGGUUUGGCAUGCAUUCACUGAAUUUCUACUAUUUUUACUGCCCCUUGUUGGCAUUGGCCGCUGGCGGCGCUGGCUUUCAAGAGCAUGGAAAAAAACGGUGUCAUCUCUCCGCCCCAAAGACGAGGGCGAAGAAGACGCGAGGGAUAAAGGGCCACUAGGCUUCCUGCCAGAACGUACGUGUGCUAUCUGCUAUCAGAAUCAAAACCCUACAACAUCGUCGGAGUCAGAUAUAAUGGCUGUGAGUGGAGCGUCUGGGGGAAUAGUGGGCUCCGCCCAAACCGACAUCACAAAUCCAUAUGAGGCCGUGCCUUGUGGAUGCAUUUACUGCUUUGUUUGUAUUGCGCAGAGACUAGAGGCGGAAGAGGGUGAAGGUUGGAUGUGCCUUCGUUGCGGGGAGGUUUCGAAACAAUGCAAGGCAUGGAAUGGGGACGUGCUAGAAGAGGUUCAACCACAAUCAACUAGCGACAAGAACGUCGGGUUUGUAACCAAUGAAGAUGUGGAUUCCGACAGCCAUACCAACGAUUCUGUGACUGACGAUGGCAUGCACGAGUCUAAUCAAUGGGCAACUGUUGGAAAGGACGAAACGGACAACACGAGCGUUGAACUGGACUUUGACCACAAAGAAUAA